This is a messenger RNA of Theobroma umbraticum, 4142 nucleotides long. RefSeq lists its product as uncharacterized. Lineage: Eukaryota; Viridiplantae; Streptophyta; Magnoliopsida; Malvales; Malvaceae. Gene Ontology annotation, cellular component: nuclear pore. The record is from RefSeq and is a predicted model, not a curated record.
GCGUUUCUGCAUUACAGCUUUUUCUGUUGGCCUUUUUGCUCCAUUUUUUCUUUGUCGUUUUUGUCAUUUCUUCUUCUUCUUCUUCUUCGUCUUUUUUCUGUUAGUAGCUGAGAAAAUUGACAACACCAAGAGUUCGAACCGGCAUUUUCUCUUGUUUUCUUUGCAUCGAAAAAUGGUCUGAAUUCUUUGAUCUCGUCUUUUGUUGCUCUGUUUCAGCUCCAUUAUUUUCUUAGUAUUUGUUUAUUUGAGGUGCUUGAAUCUAAUUCAGUUGCCAGUUCUUGAAGCUUUUCUAAUGGAGGCUGCGUUUUUAAUACCUUUAGAAUUAUCAAAAAGAAAAAAAAAAGUGUGAGGAGCUGAAUUUCGAUGAACUUUCGUGUGGUCUGAGUUCUAUAUUCGUUUUUGAUUAAGAUCUAUGAGAGUAGGAGAAAAUUUAUAUCGUUUUAAUCAUGAAAAUGGACGCUUUGGACUUGAAGCAAUAAAGAAAAAAAACACUAUGUCCUUUUCAAUGGUGAAAACUUGAAAGCCUCGGCCAUGGGUCAGAAAAGAGAGAUUGUGAUUAAGAGUAAAGUUAGCUCAGUUGCUUUGCUGCGUUAACUUACUGCUUAGUUUGUUUGUUUGUCCAGUGUCAUCUGCAAAACUGUCUUUUUUUUUAUUCUUUUUGUAGGGGAUAUAUUCUUGGUUGAUAAUGCUAUAUACCAAGGAAAUUUCUUUUGAAAAAUGCUUCAUUAACCUUUCUGAAUUUCUUCUGGGUCAUUUCUAACCGUGAUUUUGAUGACAGUGUUUAACUUUGUUGUGCUGGUAGAAAUCCAUCGCAAGAUAUCAGAUGUCUUUUAUCUUGGUUUUUUUCUUCUUUGAUUUAAAUUUCGGGAUAGAUAUGCAAAUCGACGCUGCUUAUGCUAGGAUCAAGAAAUGUUGGAUAAAUGCAAAUAGAAUAUGAGUAUCACAGUAAAGAGGAAUUGGAAAAUGCAUAAUUUGUUCUGAUUUAGGCAUUUUUGAGGGCCACGGCCCACAGUGCAGGGCAUAUUACUUUCAGAAUUGUUUUAAUACUUCACGUUAAGGACCACUGUUGUGUACUCCUUAUUUUCACCAAAAGUUAUUGAAUGGUGAAUUUAACCAUUUAUUUUGAAGUUGUAAAUUUUCAUCAUUGAUAUUAGUUGCAAACAGCACAUGCUGGAUGGUCUUAAAGGUUUCAAAAUGGAGAUGUGUACCAUUUUCCUUUGUUGAGGUUGACACAAUGUAACUUCAAUUUUACUGGUUGUUACCCUUGAGAUACACUCGACUGAGUAAAGGGCCAGGAGAAGAUCAUUCUGCUGUCAAGUGAGGAGUAGGUCACCUAAUGAUAAGUAUGUGCAACUACAUGUGUUUUUGCAUCCAGUGUUAGCAUUCAACUAACAAGCUUUGACAGGAAUAUCAGUUACUAGUCUCUCCCUCAUCACAGCUUCUUCAUUACUUGUAGUUAAAAAGUGAAUCAACUUAAGUAUGAAAGAGACUGGCAAGAGAAGAAAUUCGGCUAAUGUCCAAUCAAAGCACUCUGGAAGAACUGUAAGGAAAAAUAAUAAACCACAUCAAGAGACUGGUGGCAAAACUUUGAAUGCGAAAGAAACUGAAUCCAAAGCUUUGAAAGCUAGACCAGACAAUAGUUCCUUAGUAAGUGAUUCAAAUGCGGGCUCUGAGCCCUCUGAAGUUUAUGAAAAUGUGGUUAUACAUUAUGUGGAUGAUGUUAACAGGUCUGAAGAAAUAUCUCAAUAUUCAAAAGCUAAUGCAAUGACCAAUAAAGUAAAAAAGGAUGAGAUUUUAGAUGAUCGCUCCAGUGAUGUGGACGGAGAAACAAGUCAGGGAAAGGAAGGAGAAUCAGAUUCUGAGACAAUAAAAGAUUCAGUAUCAUCUCAAGGAGAUCCCUUGACAGCUGAGGAUGAGAAAGGAGAGAGUGUUUCCGGGGUUCCAAAAGUUGUCUUCAAUGGCAACCUCUCAGAUAGCUCUUCCCGUGGAUCCAGAAUGGAAUCUGAGCCUGAAACUAAUAAACUAUGCUCAAAGGCAUUGAAUAAUACUUGUAAGAAAUCUGAAAAAUCUAAUGGAGGGCCUACUAAGGAUGCUGUCAAGAGUUCUUUAGAAAAAAAUUCCAAUGCCUUGAAAGUUUCUCCUAAGCCUUCAUCAGAGUCUUCAGAAGUAUCUAAUGACAAGCAGACUGAAGAGGUAAAAGAAAUUGAUGUUUUGGAUGAGACAUCAAAAGGCACUCAAAGUUUUGGAAGUGAAAGUGAACCAGUUGAUGCUGAAGACAAAUUUCAAGUUGAAGAUGAGUCAGCUUUAAAUGAAAAGAUAGAAGAGAUGGAGACAAGAAUUGAGAAACUUGAAGCAGAGCUGAGAGAAGUGGCUGCCCUGGAAAUUUCUCUUUACUCUGUUGUACCAGAGCAUGGGAGCUCAGCACAUAAAGUGCACACACCUGCUCGACGCCUUUCUAGACUCUACAUACAUGCUUGCAAGCAUUGGACCCAAAACAAGCGAGCCACAAUUGCUAAAAACUCAGUGUCUGGGCUUAUUUUGAUUGCUAAAUCUUGUGGUAAUGAUGUUUCGAGGUUAACCUUCUGGUUAUCAAACACCGUAGUUCUGAGGGAGAUCGUUUCUCUGGCAUUUGGCAACUCACGCAACUCAAGUCCACCUACACGGCUUCCUGAGUCAAACGGCAGUAACAAACGGAGUGAAGUAAAGCCUCCAACUCUAAAAUGGAAAGGUGGUGCUGGUAGUAAACAUGUAAAUGGUUUUGUGCAGCUUGUUGAUGAUUGGCAAGAGACAGGAACCUUCACAUCUGCACUGGAAAAAGUGGAAUCUUGGAUAUUUUCUCGAAUAGUCGAGUCAGUAUGGUGGCAGGCUCUUACUCCGUAUAUGCAAGCUCCUCAUGAGGGUUCAUCUGCCAACAGAACGGUUGGAAAUUUAUUGGGGCCAGCCUUGGGUGACCAACAGCAAGGAAAUUUUUCUAUCAACCUUUGGAAAAACGCUUUUCAAGAUGCUUUUCAACGACUUUGUCCUGUUAGAGCAGAAGGACAUGAGUGUGGUUGCUUGCCAGUCAUUGCAAGAAUGGUUAUGGAACAGUGUAUUGCAAGGCUAGAUGUCGCAAUGUUCAAUGCUAUUCUGAGAGAGUCUGCCCAUGAGAUCCCAACAGAUCCUGUAUCUGAUCCUAUUGUAGAUUCAAAGGUUCUGCCUAUUCCAGCUGGAGAUCUUAGCUUUGGAUCUGGUGCACAGCUGAAAAAUUCUGUUGGCAAUUGGUCAAGAUGGCUGACUGAUAUGUUUGGCAUGGAUAGUGAUAAUGCUUUAAAAGAAGACCAGCAUAAUAGUCAAGAUGAUUUCAGACAAAAUGGAGAUGGAGAAUCUAAAUCCUUCCUUUUCCUUAAUGCCCUGAGUGAUCUUCUAAUGCUUCCAAAGGACAUGCUAAUGGACCGUUCAAUCAGAAAUGAGGUGUGCCCAUCAAUAGGUCUUCCUUUGGUUAAACGCAUUCUUUGCAACUUCACUCCAGAUGAAUUUUGUCCUGAUCCUGUUCCAGGAGCUGUAUUGGAAGCCCUGAAUGCUGAGAGUACUGUUGAGCGGAGAUUUUCAGGGGAUUCAGCAAGGAGUUUCCCUUAUGCAGCUGCCUCAGUUGUGUACACUCCUCCGCCCUCAGCAGAUGUGGCAGAAAAAGUUGCAGAGGCCGGAGGGAAGUCGCAGCUGUCAAGGAAUGCAUCAGUGGUACAGAGGAAAGGAUAUACCAGUGAUGAGGAACUGGAGGAAUUGGAUUCUCCACUUACAUCAAUAAUAGACAAAUUGCCAUUAUCUCCAACAAUGGUUGGCAACGGAAGAGUAAAUGGAAAACAUGAGCAUGAAGGCUAUGGAGCUGUAAAUGCAAGAUAUGAACUCCUGCGUGAGGUGUGGUCUGCGUGAGGGUUUAAGUUAUUGCUUUGUGUAUAUCUCUCGUGUUUUGUAGGUGAGGAAGACAAAGAAAAAAAAAAUCAAGGGAGAGAAGUGUUUAGAUGAUUCAAAGUUUUAGAAUUAUUAAACAUGGCCUAAUGGCUUGAAUGUAUAGUUGGAAGAAGUCGCUUUGCUUUUUCUUGAUUAAAAUCAACUGCAAUUAUGAUUUCAUUAUAUAGCUUUUUCUCUUUAUUUUUUUCCCUGAA